AUGAGUGUUUUCAUGUGGGGAAUUAAUCAUACGAUUAAUGAACUCAGUCACAUACCUGUCCCAGUCAUGCUUAUGCCUGAUGACUUUAAAGCAUUUACUAAAGCCAAAAAGGAUAACCACCUGUUCAACAAAGAGAAUAUGCCAAGUCAUUUCAAGGUAAAGGAAUACUGCCCAAUGGUGUUUCGAAACCUAAGAGAGCGCUUUGGUGUUGAUGAUAUAGAAUACAUGAAUUCCUUAACAAAACAACCAGUGGAGAUUGAUUCGUCUGGUCGUAGUGGUGCCCGUAUGCUGUUAUCGCAAGAUAAAAAGUAUUUCAUUAAGACGUUGGUCAGUGAAGAAGUUGAACAAAUGCAUCAUAUUCUGAAACAGUACCACUCAUACGUUGUUGAGUGCCAUGCCCAGACAUUGUUACCACAAUACUUAGGGAUGUACCGGGUUACUGUGAAUGAUGUUGAGACCUACUUGGUGGUCUUAAGAAAUGUAUUUAGCCCAAGGUUGACCAUCCAUAAAAAAUAUGACCUGAAAGGUUCAACUGUAGACCGGCAAGCAAGUGACAAAGAGAAGGCUAAAGAUCUACCGACACUAAAAGAUAACGAUUUUGUAAAUGAUGGUGUGAUAAUUCAUAUUGGAAGUACUGAGAAGGAAAACUUCAUGAAAAAAUUGAAUGCUGAUACAGAGUUUCUCUCCAGUUUGCACCUGAUGGACUACAGCUUGAUUGUAGGAAUCCAUGAUUGUGAAAAAGCAGAACAAGAAGCUCUUGAAGCACAGCAGCAAGCAGAGUCUGAGGCUGAAAAUGGAGAUAAUGCUGAUGGAGAUACGGAAGACGGUUUGGAAGAAGAAUAUAUCAGUGAUGGAAUAGCUAAUGUGCCAACUCCCCCUGACAGUCCGCAAACAUUUGUUAAUCAACCGUUCAGUGGAGAAGUUGACCCAAAGAUUGAAAUGUUUGCUAUUAAGAGUGGAAAGGAAGACAAACAGGAAAUAUAUUUCCUAGCCAUGGUGGACAUUCUCACCAAGUAUGGAAUGAAGAAACGGACAGCUCAAGCUGCCAAAACUGUCAAGCACGGUGCUGGUGCUGAGAUUUCAACAGUGCGUCCAGACCAGUAUGCCAAGCGAUUUGUGGAGUUCAUUGACCGUUCCAUUGAAUAA
This is a messenger RNA of Acanthosepion pharaonis, 1146 nucleotides long. NCBI's taxonomy places the organism in Eukaryota, Metazoa, Mollusca, Cephalopoda, Sepiida, Sepiidae. The record is from the annotation of a GenBank genome assembly.